Messenger RNA from Photinus pyralis (common eastern firefly), 3673 nucleotides. RefSeq names its product membrane-bound transcription factor site-1 protease (gene S1P). Gene Ontology annotation, molecular function: serine-type endopeptidase activity. The record is from RefSeq and is a predicted model, not a curated record. NCBI's taxonomy places the organism in Eukaryota, Metazoa, Arthropoda, Insecta, Coleoptera, Lampyridae. Gene Ontology annotation, biological process: proteolysis. The coding region runs from base 184 to 3291 and encodes 1035 amino acids. Gene Ontology annotation, cellular component: Golgi apparatus. The transcript is spliced from 7 exons.
GUUUUGACAAGUAGAAUGUCAAAAUGGAAUUAAUUAACUUCCUUUUAUUUAAUAAUUGCUCCAAUUUGUGAGUUUUUUAUAUAAAAAAUGUCAUAAAGUCGUCUUACGGCACGCCGCUUAUUAUCCGCCUCAAGUAAAGCUCAAAAUGUAUCGCAAAAAACGAAAAUCCGUACGAAAUUAACGAUGUUUAAUUAUUUAUUUCUCUUUGUAAGUUGUUACAUUCUCUUAAUUGCUUGCGACAAUGCGAGGGACAAUUUGGAAUCUCCCGUCUGCUGUAACUUAACGUCGUCGAAGAGUGUCGAGGUGAAUUACCAAUCGAAGAUAGUAGAGAAUGAGUACAUCGUUACGUUUAAUGGGUAUUACAAGAAUAAUGCACGAGCCAGCUACGUUAACGCUGCCCUAAAUUCAUCGGGCGUCAGCCACUGGCGCAUUUUAGCGCGUGAAAAUCCGGCGAGCGAUUAUCCCAGCGAUUUUGAUGUGGUUGCCCUGGGGGAUGUCGACAUUGCAGCCGGAGUCGAGGCACUGCGCCGGCAUCCUAGUGUGAAAGGUGUAACAGCGCAACGAAUGGUUUUACGCACUUUAAAGCUGAUUGAUACGCACGAACAAGUUCAGCCUGUGAAUUGCGUGGGCGCCGGUUGCACCGGGUGGAGGCUUCGUCGCAUUCAGAACAGUCAGUUUUGGCAAGCAACUGGUAGGCAUACCAGUAGGCGACUGUUAAGAGCGAUUCCGAGGCAGAUUACUUCUGUGUUGCAAGCGGACGCAUUGUGGAACAUGGGGAUCACUGGAAAGGGGAUUAAGGUCGCCGUGUUCGAUACAGGCCUAUCAAAGAAUCACCCACACUUUCGAAAGGUAAAGGAGCGCACGAAUUGGACCAACGAAAAGACAUUGGAUGACGGUUUGGGCCACGGGACUUUCGUUGCCGGAAUAAUCGCGUCCAGUAAGGAUUGUUUGGGUUUCGCCCCCGAUUCGGAGCUGCACAUUUUUCGCGUGUUUACAAAUAAUCAAGUUUCCUACACCUCCUGGUUUCUGGACGCGUUUAAUUAUGCGAUUUUGAAGAAGAUUAACGUACUUAAUUUGAGUAUAGGUGGACCCGACUUUAAAGACCAUCCCUUUGUAGACAAAGUUUGGGAGCUUACCGCCAAUCGGGUGAUAAUGGUGUCUGCAAUUGGAAAUGACGGUCCUUUGUAUGGCACGUUAAAUAACCCGGCGGACCAGAUGGACGUGAUCGGUGUUGGCGGGAUUAAUUUUGAAGAUCAAAUUGCAAAAUUUUCAUCGCGCGGUAUGACCACCUGGGAGUUGCCUCAAGGAUACGGUAGAGUGAAGCCAGAUAUUGUCACAUACGGAGCGGCAGUUCGUGGCUCUAACAUUAAUAACGGCUGUCGCUCGUUGUCGGGCACAAGUGUUGCUUCACCUGUAGUUGCCGGAGCUGUUACUCUUUUGGCUAGCGGGGUGUUGCAUAGAAGUGAAGUAAUUAAUCCGGCAAGUAUGAAACAGGCAUUAAUGGCUUCAGCUCGGCGCCUUCCAGGUGUGAAUAUGUUUGAGCAGGGUCAUGGCAAGCUUAAUCUCAUCAAAGCGUAUCAGAUUCUAAGCAGUUACAAACCUCAGGCCAGUUUAAGUCCGAGCUAUAUAGACUUAAGUGAGUGUCCGUAUAUGUGGCCUUACUGUACACAGCCAUUAUACUACGGUGGGUUACCCGUGAUCGUCAAUGUGACCAUUCUGAAUGGACUUGAUGUGUCGGGGCAUGUGGUGGGAAAACCGCAAUGGCACCCGUACAGCCCACAGCAGGGCCAGCUGCUGGAUGUCGCAAUAUCGUACUCUGAGUUUCUGUGGCCGUGGUCGGGAUGGCUUGCGGUCAGUUUUUCUGUAAGCACAGAAGGUGCCACUUAUGACGGUUUUGCGCAAGGUCAUAUUACUUUAACAAUAGAAUCGCCACCGGCCAGUGGGGAGGAAGAACCAAGACAGAGUACUGUUACGUUACCCAUUAGAGCGAAAAUUAUUCCAACUCCACCUCGUCACAAACGAAUUUUAUGGGAUCAAUACCAUAACCUCCGCUAUCCACCAGGCUAUUUCCCACGGGACAAUUUGAAAAUAAAAACGAACCCUCUGGAUUGGAACGGUGACCACAUUCACACAAACUUCAAGGAUAUGUACCAAAACUUACGAAACGCAGGUUACUACAUUGAAGUUUUAGGCACCCCUUUCACCUGUUUCGACGCCUCCCACUAUGGAACCCUAUUAAUCGUCGACUCUGAAGAAGAGUUUUUCCCAGAGGAGGUGGCCAAGCUGAAGCGCGAUGUUGAUGCCGGUCUAUCUGUCAUAAUCUUCGCCGACUGGUUUAACGUGACUGUGAUGAAGAAAGCGAAAUUCUACGACGAGAACACGCGCCAGUGGUGGAUGCCCGAUACCGGAGGCGCCAACGUUCCCGCGCUUAACGACCUUCUAGCCUCUUGGGGGAUAGAAUUCGGCGAUCGGGUGUUCGAGGGCGAAUUUAAGUUGGGCGAUCACGAGAUGUACUACGCUUCGGGAACGAACAUCGCCAAGUUUCCAGAGAAUGGUUUGUUGAUCGGACGCGAUUUAAGGGACCAAGCAUAUCAAGUUAUGGGUAUAACGAGUGGUGCAAACGAAAAAUUUCUGGUGCCGAUUUUAGGAUUUUUACAGACGAAAUCGAACGAUAAAGGCGGUCGAAUUGUCGUUUACGGUGACUCCAACUGUUUAGACAUGAAUCACUUGGAGAAGGCUUGCUAUUGGAUGCUCGAUGCGAUUUUGGAGUACACGUCCACCUCGCAUUUACCCUCGAUCUUUAAGCAGAACGAAAUUUUGGACCGUUCCAUGCAAGUUCGAACAGAGGUUCCUCAGCGCAUGGAAGGCAAUCGUUUGUAUCGGUACUCGAAGGUGUUGGAAAAACACUUCGGCGGUGACCAAGCUCGCGAACUGCCUCAAUGUCCGCAUCUAAUCUGGUCCCAGCCAGUGCCUUUGAACGUAUCCGCCACCACCAACUUAUAUCAACCUCAGAAACUGCUAGCAAUAAGUGACGAGAUCGUUCCUAUACUCCAUAUCGAAAAUGAGUUGAAAGAUACGAACUAUUUGGAUUCGAAUUUUGACGACGCGUUCGGAUGGCGUAACAAACAGCCGGCGGCGGCGGCGAUUUUAGAAUCCGAAAGCUCUCUGUACGUCACAAAUAUCGUAUUAGUUAUCGUGAUAGGGUUUAUUCUAUACGUUUUAGCUAAGUGGUAUUGUAAAGUGCUAAAGCCGAAAAGGCGAAAGUCGUGUAUGCGAAAGGUUUUCUUUUAAAACGAGUGCCUAUUAUUUAUUUCGACGUAAAUAUUUGUGAUAGAUUUGCUUAAUUUUAGUCUCACGUGAUUUAUUAAAUACCUGUGGUGUUAUUGUUGAAUUUAUACAUCGAGAUUAUAUUUUCUGUACAUAUUUAUUUCUAUAUAGUUUAUUUGUAAAUUAUGUUAACCGUAUUGUAUUUCGACAAUUACUAACGAAUUUCUCAUGUAAGCACAUAUCGUUCCAAUCGUAGCGAGGCGAGUACAAUUGUUUAAGUAUAGACUUGUUAGUGACCGAACGUGAAAUUUGUCAUUAUGCUUUGACAUACUGAAACACUAAAAAUGAUCUCCUAAUGAAGGCUUUUUAUAUACUUGAUCAUGCAAUCGAUAUAUAGAUACUAAGA